Triplophysa dalaica is the source of this 561-nucleotide messenger RNA. RefSeq lists its product as uncharacterized. Gene Ontology annotation, cellular component: ESCRT I complex. Gene Ontology annotation, biological process: protein modification process; endosome to lysosome transport; protein transport. The transcript has 6 exons. Bases 1 to 561 code for a protein of 186 amino acids. Gene Ontology annotation, molecular function: ubiquitin binding. NCBI's taxonomy places the organism in Eukaryota, Metazoa, Chordata, Actinopteri, Cypriniformes, Nemacheilidae. The record is from RefSeq and is a predicted model, not a curated record.
AUGACCAUAACAAACGUCCGUGGUCUUAGGAGGAUGCUGCCUAAGACAUAUGAUCACAGGAGGGAGGUCCUAUCAGAGGUCUGUACGGUUCUGUCUCAGCACCAAAACCUCGAGGCUGUGAUAGACAAAUUUGUCUUUAAUGAUGGGACAGUGAAGAACUUGAUGAGUUUGCCUGGAACUGUUAUGGUGUUUUAUGAAGGCAAACGUUAUUACAUUCCUGUGUGUUUGUGGCUAAAUGAAUGUUAUCCAAGAAGUGCCCCUAUCUGCUAUGUGAAACCCACCCGUGAUAUGAUGAUUGUGUCAAGUAGACAUGUCAACAGUAAUGGACGGAUCAUGUUGCCUUAUCUGGAUGAAUGGAGACAUACGCAGUGUGAUCUUCACAGUUUGGUUCAGGUUAUUAUGGCUGUUUUUAGCGAAGUUCCUCCAGUGUGCAUGCGUCAAGUCGACUGUGAAAUUACAAUUUUCUUUACAGCCGGGUCGGUGGUGGAGGAAUUCUCACAUGCAAUUCUGGAUAAAGAUAAUAAUCUUCUGUUCUGCGAAAAUAAUGAAACAAACUGUUAA